CAGGAAUUCCCUCUUCUCCAUCUUUUUACAGCCCUUCACUCCUCCUCGUGGUGGAACUUCCACCCACAUUCAGCUAUGCGGAUUCUCCAGCUGCUCUUUGCAGUCAUCAUUCUUCUCCUCCAGGACUUUCCCGCAAGAGGCCUUUCAGACAGCCAGCAGUGCAGAAGCAACCACGGCCACUGCCGGAGGCUUUGCUUCCACAUGGAGCGUUGGGAAGGGAGCUGCAGCAACGGCCGCCUGCGCUGCUGCCGAUGAAAGCGGCCACGCUGGGACGGACCCCGGCACCCCAAGGGGACCAGCCCAGCGACCCUGCAACCGCGGCUGUACGUAGGAUCUGGUCUCGGACACCUCCGCGCCUACACCCGCACCUCGGUUUGUCCAUCACCAAUAAACCUGUUGGUUUUACGUGUC
Messenger RNA from Harpia harpyja (harpy eagle), 411 nucleotides. Its product is annotated as gallinacin-13-like. Gene Ontology annotation, cellular component: extracellular region. Gene Ontology annotation, biological process: innate immune response in mucosa; defense response to Gram-positive bacterium; defense response to Gram-negative bacterium. Gene Ontology annotation, molecular function: CCR6 chemokine receptor binding. Lineage: Eukaryota; Metazoa; Chordata; Aves; Accipitriformes; Accipitridae. The transcript is spliced from 2 exons. The record is from RefSeq and is a predicted model, not a curated record. Bases 76 to 255 code for a protein of 59 amino acids.